This is a messenger RNA of Anoplopoma fimbria (sablefish), 2020 nucleotides long. It is a transcript of the gene osgepl1, whose product is annotated as O-sialoglycoprotein endopeptidase-like 1. Gene Ontology annotation, cellular component: mitochondrion. Gene Ontology annotation, biological process: tRNA threonylcarbamoyladenosine modification. NCBI's taxonomy places the organism in Eukaryota, Metazoa, Chordata, Actinopteri, Perciformes, Anoplopomatidae. The record is from RefSeq and is a predicted model, not a curated record.
GUAGGCUAGCAUAAGGGUCAUGACCAUGUUCCCUACACAAGUAAAAUGUCUGCACAGACUGCUACAGCUUAAGCACCCAUUAUGGUGCUAUCUUUCACUGGGAAAAGCACCUUGCUCCAGACUGGUUUUGGGCAUUGAGACAAGCUGUGACGACACUGGAGCUGCUGUGCUGGAUGAGACAGGUGAAAUACUGGGAGAAUCUUUGCAUUCACAGAAGGAAGUUCAUCUGAGGACUGGCGGUAUCAUCCCCACAGUUGCACAGCAGCUCCACAGAGAAAACAUAGAGCGCGUGGUCCAGGAGGCUUUGGAGAGGAGCGACGUGGACCCCAGCCGGCUCUCAGCUGUGGCCACCACUGUGAAGCCGGGCUUGGGCCUGAGCCUGGGCAUCGGCCUUGAGUUCAGUCAGAAGUUUGUUCGACAGCACAACAAGCCCUUCAUCCCCAUCCACCACAUGGAAGCACACGCCCUGACCGUCAGGAUGCUUCAACCUGUUGCCUUCCCCUUCCUGGUCCUGCUCGUCUCUGGCGGUCACUCACUUCUCGCUGUGGCUCGAGGAGUGGACGACUUGCUUUUGGGUCACGCUCUGGAUGAAGCUCCAGGGGAUAUACUGGAUAAAGUGGCAAGACGUUUGGCCCUCAUAAAACACCCACAGUGCUCCACACUAAGCGGAGGACAAGCUAUAGAGCUUCUAGCAAAGGAUGGCGACAGGAUGAGGUUCCCUUUCACAACACCUAUGGGACAAACGUACGACUGCUGCUUUUCUUUCGCUGGACUACGGAAUCAAAUUAACAAGACGAUAAUGAAGAAAGAGGCAGAGGAAGGUAUAGAGCAGGGGACACUGUUAUCAUGUGUGAAUGACAUUGCAGCUUCUACACAGCACACAGUCGCCUCUCAUCUUGCAAAGCGAACACAUCGCGCCAUCUUGUUCUGUAAGGCAAACGGCCUGCUGCCAUUAAACAGUCCCAGCUUGGUGCUGUCUGGAGGAGUUGCAAGCAAUCAGUAUAUCCGCAAGGCAUUGACCAUUAUCACAGACACAACAGGACUAAGCCUGCUCUGUCCUCCAGCCAAAUUCUGCACUGACAAUGGAGUGAUGAUUGCAUGGAACGGUGUUGAACGCCUGAGAGAAGGGAAAGGAAUACUUUCUCCAGAUGUGGAUGUCUGCUAUGAGCCAAAGGCACAGCUGGGUGUUGACAUGACAGCAGAGGUGAAGGCAGCAGCGAUCAGGUUGCCGUCAGUCAGGAUGAAAAUCCCCAACUGACAGACUGUUGGUGUUGGUUGACACUCCGAGAUUUUCACAGUUCAGGGUAUAUGCUAUGUAUAUACUAUAUAAUAGAAAUGUUUUUAUACAUCUCAGUUGAUUUGUUUUGUUUGAAAACUCCUUACAAAACUACCUGAAAAUGUGUUGUUUUUCUAUGACUGGAUUUCAGAGUUCAGCUUAUUGUGAGGGGGUAUCCAAUAAAUAUGUGUAAUAACUAAUUCUGUGUAAUGAGAAGAAUGACGGCAGCAGCAAUCUGAAGGCAUGGACGUGUUCUCAUUUUAAAAUGUAAAAGGUUUUGUCUUUAGAUUUUUUGCUGUAUGCAUGCACUUAUAUUUGAUUAUGUGUAACACAAAAAGCUGUUUUUUAACACCUGAAAACUGAGAGCAGCCUACUUACUCAAGAGGGAAACAAGUAUUCACUGUGCCUUUGUAUGUAAGACCAAUCUGUCUAUAGUAAUGCAUGAUCACCAAAUAAAUAAGAAAGUUUUAUCAUCUCCUGUAAUAAAGGAGAACUGUAUAACAUUUUAACAACCAAAUAGAUCAAAAGAUAUACAGCUGUUAAUGAUAUUAGGUACACCCCAUUCAAUUCUGUCAAACCCCUGUACAGCAGAUACCAUUUAAAUCACAUUGAGGCAUGUACUUGUUUGUUAUUGGCUAAGCACCACCCAGUGGUUAGUUUAUAUAAAUGCACCUCAGCACACUGGAGAGGAAUCGCUACAGUAAUUGACCCAAUGAGGACAAAUCUAAAUUAUUUUCCUACGGA